GCUCCUCACUUGGUCAAUCACGAAGUUGGCUCCGAAUGGCUCUCGAGCAGCCCCGGCGCCUCUCCCGCUGCCUCCUCCAACUUGGACUUGACUUGGGACUGCGACUCCGAGCAAAGUUGUACCGCGUCGCGGCUGCUGUCGGUCCACUUCUUUCUCAAAGGUCGGUCGACUUUGGCAGCUUGUUGCUGCGUCCAGAGUUUGUUCGGGGACUCCGAGCUCCGAUGCGGUUGACAGCCUGUCACGAUGAUGAGCUGCACCAGCAAGUAAACCGGACCCGAGAGCAGGCAGACCACUUGGUGACACAGCACAGUUGGAGGUUUGAAGGCCACAAGCUAUGGAGGCCUCACAGGACCAGAACGAGCAAAUGGUCGAGAAAUCAAACCGUGACUCUCAUGUUCCAGAGCCUUCCAACAGCAGGUCUAUGGACAUGCAGGACCUAGCCAGUCCUCAUCAUCGCGACUCCGGCGCCUCCAAGCUGGACAAGAGCAACCUCGGCAGCCCCUCGGCGGUCACCGCCAAUGGAACGGGAGGUGAAAACAUGAGCGUUCUAAACACGGCCGAUUGGCUGCUGGGCUGCAGCAGCCCGCCCCCCGCGCCGACCUCCAAGGACUACGUGAAAACAGAGCCCAUGAACAACAGUGACGCGGUGACCACCACGGGCGACGCGGCGCUGGACUCGUACGCCGCCUCAGUCAUUACCAGCAGUGGAUACAGUCCUCGCUCGGCGCACCAGUACUCUCCGUCCCUGUACCCUUCCAAAUGAACUUUCCCACGCAACUUUCCUCAGCCUUCGACGCCGCCCGCCUCGUCCGUGCCGGCGUACGCGGGCCAGCCGCAGUUCGGCGGCAUGCAGCAGUCGGCGGUCUACACGUACUCGCAAACGGGCCAGGCCUACGGACUGUCCGGCUACGACCUGGGCGUGAUGCUGCCAGGCAUCAAGACGGAGAGCGGCCUGGCCCAGAGUCAGUCUCCUCUCCAGACGAGCCUCAGCUACAGCCCCGGCUUCGCCACGCCUCAGCCCGGACAGACGGCCUACUCGCCCUACCAGAUGCCAGGUCACUCCCUGGAGGCGGGCUUCGGGGAAUGUCAAAGAAGCGCACGCACACGUUACCACUUCUUGUUCUCUCUGCAGGAAUAUUCCCCAUACGCGGGCUUUGGCCAGAACCAGUACGGCCAGUAUUAUUCGGCCUCCACCUACGGGCCGUACGUGACCCCCGGCGGCGUGGACGGCAGCGGCACCGCCGUGGGCGCCUACCAGCUGCAGGACCCCGCGCCGGCCAUGACGGGCCAAGCGGCGGAACUUCACCCGGGAGACUUUGACACGGUGCAGAGGCCCUCCACGCCCAUCAAGGAGCUGGACGAGCGAGCGUGCCGCAGCGGAGGCUCCAAGUCGCGGGGCAGGAGCCGCAAGAACAACCCCUCGCCUCUGCCCGAUAGCGACCUGGAGAGGGUUUUUGUGUGGGAUCUGGAUGAGACCAUCAUUGUCUUCCAUUCUCUGCUCACGGGCUCCUACGCGCAGAAAUACGGCAAGGACCCCCCCAUGGCGGUCACGCUGGGCCUGAGGAUGGAGGAGAUGAUCUUCAACUUGGCCGACUCGCACUUGUUCUUUAACGACUUGGAGGAAUGCGAUCAGGUACAUAUUGACGAUGUCUCAUCUGAUGACAACGGGCAAGACUUAAGCACUUACAGUUUUGCAACGGAUGGCUUCCAUGCAGCCGCCACCAGCGCCAACCUGUGCCUGGCUACGGGCGUCCGCGGCGGCGUCGACUGGAUGAGGAAGCUGGCCUUCCGCUACCGACGCGUCAAAGAGUUGUACGGAACGUACAAAAACAACGUGGGGGGUCUGCUGGGUCCCGCCAAGAGGGACGCUUGGCUGCAGCUGCGCGCCGAGGUGGAGGCCCUGACCGACUCGUGGCUCACUCAUGCCCUCAAGUCGCUUUCCAUCGUCAGCUCCAGGAGUAACUGCGUCAACGUGCUGGUGACCACGACACAACUCAUACCGGCGCUGGCUAAAAUUCUGCUGUACAGUCUGGGCUCCGUGUUCCCCAUCGAGAACAUCUACAGCGCGACAAAAAUAGGCAAAGAGAGCUGUUUUGAGCGUAUUGUGUCCCGCUUUGGCACUAACAUUACAUAUGUUGUGAUUGGCGAUGGCAAGGAUGAGGAGCAUGCAGCCGGUCAGCACAACAUGCCCUUCUGGAGGAUAUCGAGCCACUCUGACCUGCUGGCGUUACAUCAAGCACUGGAGUUCGAGUACCUCUAAAUGUUCACUAAGGACUCAUCACAAUGGACAUACUCGGACCUUUUUUUUUUAGGGGGGGCAAACUAUUUAAGAAGGAACUUUACACUGCAAUUUUUGUUUUCGAACGCCUGGAUUUACAAACUGAAUGGUCUUAAAAGCUGCGAUGGAGGAGUGAAAGGUGGUCCGAGGAUCCACAUUAAAAAAAAAAAAAAA
Hippocampus comes (tiger tail seahorse) is the source of this 2452-nucleotide messenger RNA. It is a transcript of the gene eya4, whose product is annotated as EYA transcriptional coactivator and phosphatase 4. Gene Ontology annotation, biological process: negative regulation of extrinsic apoptotic signaling pathway in absence of ligand; multicellular organism development; cell differentiation. Lineage: Eukaryota; Metazoa; Chordata; Actinopteri; Syngnathiformes; Syngnathidae. Gene Ontology annotation, molecular function: protein tyrosine phosphatase activity. The transcript has 20 exons. Gene Ontology annotation, cellular component: nucleus. The record is from RefSeq and is a predicted model, not a curated record.